CGGCGGGGCGGGAGCAGGACUUGGGCCCGCGGGGCGGGCGCUGAGGGAGGCGGCGCGGCGCGGCGCGGCUCGGCUCGGCUCGGCUCGGCUCGGAGCAGGCCGGCUCGCGAUGUGGACCUCGCUCCGCACCGUCACGGAGCCCGCCGGCCCCAGAGCAACCAGCGGCCGCUUCUGGGCUCUGAUCUUGGGAGCAGCAGCCGGGCUCUUCCUCCUCGGGUUCCUCAUCGGCUGGUUUGCAAAACCUACAGAAGAGAAGACAUCUGUGAGUCCUCAUGAAAAGAUGAAGGCGGCAUUUAUGGCUGAAAUGAAAGCCGAAAACAUCAAGCAGUUUCUUUACAAUUUUACACGCCUUCCGCACCUAGCAGGAACAGAGGAGAAUCUGCGCCUGGCAAAGCAAAUCCAAGCUGAAUGGAAGGAGUUUGGAUUGGAUUCUGUUCAGCUGGCUCACUAUGAUGUCUUACUUUCUUACCCAGAUGAAACUAAGCCCAACUACAUCUCAAUAAUUGAUGAGCAUGGAAAUGAGAUUUUCAACACAUCAUUAUCUGAGCCUCCUCCUCCAGGCUAUGAGGCUGUUAGAGAUGUGGUGCCACCUUACAGUGCAUUUUCAGCCCAAGGAAUGCCUGAGGGUGAAUUAGUGUAUGUGAAUUAUGGCCGCACUGAGGACUUCUUUAAGCUAGAACGUGAAAUGGGAGUCAACUGUACAGGAAAGAUUGUUAUAGCUAGAUAUGGAAAGAUCUUCAGAGGAAAUAAGGUAAAGAAUGCUGAAUUGGCAGGUGCCAAGGGAGUCAUUCUGUACUCUGACCCUGCUGACUACUGUGCCCCAGGAGUAAAUCCCUAUCCAACUGGCUGGAACCUGCCAGGUGGAGGAGCUCAGCGUGGAAAUGUAUUAAACCUGAAUGGGGCAGGGGAUCCUCUGACACCCGGUUAUCCUGCGAAGGAAUACACCUACCGAUUAGACAAAGCCAGUGGUAUAGGUCUCCCAAAAAUUCCAGUUCAUCCCAUUGGUUAUCAUGAUGCUGAGUCACUACUGCGUAACAUGGGAGGACCUGCACCACCAGACAGUAGCUGGAAAGGAAGUUUGAAUAUAUCUUACAAUAUCGGUCCUGGUUUCACAACAAAUUAUUCUACAAGAAAGGUGAAAAUACACAUUCAUAGUAACAACAAAGUAACAAGGAUUUACAAUGUGAUCGGAACCAUCAGAGGCACAAUGGAACCAGAUAGAUAUGUCAUCUUGGGAGGCCACCGUGAUUCUUGGGUAUUUGGUGGCAUUGAUCCUCAGAGUGGGGCCGCUGUGGUUCAUGAGAUUGUGAGGAGCUUUGGAAAACUAAAAAAGAAAGGAUGGAGGCCAAGGAGAACAGUGAUAUUUGCAAGCUGGGAUGCAGAGGAAUUUGGCUUGUUAGGAUCGACAGAGUGGGCUGAGGAAAAUGCGAAAAUAUUACAGGCACGAGGAGUGGCUUACAUUAAUGCAGAUUCCUCUAUUGAAGGAAACUACACACUAAGAGUAGAUUGCACACCACUGAUGUACAGACUGGUGUACAACCUGACCAAAGAGAUACCAAGUCCUGAUGAGGGAUUUGAAGGCAAAUCUCUAUAUGAGAGCUGGUAUAAAAAAAACCCAUCAAGAGAAUAUAAAGAGGUCCCCAGAAUAAAUAAACUGGGUUCUGGCAAUGACUUUGAGGUCUUUUUUCAACGGCUUGGCAUCGCUUCUGGCAGAGCCCGUUACAGUAAAAACUGGAACGUAGAAAAAUAUAGCAGCUAUCCAGUUUACCACAGUGUCUAUGAAACCUAUGAAAUUGUGGAGAGGUUUUAUGAUCCCACUUUCAAGAAUCAUCUGACAGUAGCUCAGGUACGGGGAGGGCUGGUGUUUGAAUUGGCCAACUCCGUUGUCCUUCCUUUCGACUGCAGAGAUUAUGCAGCAGCUGUGAGCAAUUAUGCUAGCAUCAUCUAUAAUUUGUCAAAGAAUCAUGAAGAGGAACUGUCAACAUACAGUGUAUCCUUUGAUGCUCUCUUUUCAGCUGUGAAGAAUUUUACAGAAGUCGCUGCUCACUUUCAUGAGAGUCUGCAACAAGUAGAUAUGAAUAACCUACUUGCUGUCAGGUCUUUAAAUGAUCAGCUCAUGUUUCUAGAGAGGGCUUUCAUUGAUCCUCUUGGACUACCUGGCAGGCCAUUCUACAGACAUGUCAUCUUUGCUCCAAGCAGCCAUAAUAAGUAUGCAGGAGAAUCACUCCCAGGAAUCUAUGAUGCCAUGUUUGACAUUAAAAGCAAAGCUGAUCAACAGAAAGCCUGGGAAGAAGUAAAGAGGCAGAUUUCCAUUGCAGCCUUCACUGUGCAGGCAGCAGCAGAGACACUGAAAGAAGCAGCAUAAGUAUCAGCAGCAUCAGCAAUAUCAGCAUCAGCGAAAGACUACAUAUGACAGUUUGCGGAAGCCUCAAAACCAGAGCAUUUAAAAACAGUAGGAGGUUUAUUACAAGAACACAAAACCCAGACAACUCUGUUCUUUGCAAAUAGCGUACCCAAGUGGAAUGCAUUUAACAGUGUUAACAAGGUAAUAACCUCCAUUAGGUGAGCUGAAGUUUUGCAUAACUUCUGAAGUAAGAGUCUACAUUAAAAAAGUCAUAUUUUCUUUCUGCUUAAUAUGUUAAGAAUUGUUAACCAUUGGGUGUAUUUUCAGAGCUUUUUAUUUAGCUAGCUUGAUUAAUUUUUAUAGCACUGCUUAUAGGAAAACAGAAGUUUCAUGCAUGGAGAUGGGAAGACUGAAGACUGUCCCAUACAGUGUGAAGGAUGUAUAACGAUCAUAACAAGUUUUGGGCUGUUAGCCCAGAAUUGUAUCAGUGAUGUUCUUCUCAUCACAUGCUGGGUCUUGCAGCUGUUUGCAAAUAAAAUUAAGCAAGAAGCCUGCUAGUCACCAGAGUAAAGACGUGGCAAUACAUCCUGUCAGCCAAAAAGUGAUCUCACAAAACAUAUCUUUCAAGAUGAAGACCUACUUUUAUUCUCUCAUCCAAAAUCUGCUCCUAUCAUGCCUUGUCCAUAUCAAGACAUUUUUAAUAUGAAGACAAUUAGAAGCAAAGAAAAUUGAUUAUCCUCUUACUGGGAAAGGACACCAAAUUAUUACCAUCUUCCUAUACUCUGUAUUUCUGGUUUUGGCAUGCAGCUUACUCUUACAACUGCUUGAAAGCAGUGCACUGGACAGCUGAGAUCAGACAGAGAAGACUUUCAGAGAAUCAGAUCAAUUCAUGCAACACUUUGUCCCUGGAGGAUUACUCAGCUCUUGCACGGCAAAUAUUUUUGUGUAACUUGACUUGUCAUUUCAACUGAGGCUUCCACCAUUUCUUAGAAGACUGUCACAUGAUCUGAUGGAUUUCAGUGUCAUGGUAGUCAUUUAUUCAUAAAUUUUUCUCAUCUCUUCGCAUUAAACCCCUUUAGGCAAGUGAUUAUAAUUAAAGUCAUUAUUUUACUUA
Messenger RNA from Dromaius novaehollandiae (emu), 3458 nucleotides. Its product is annotated as putative N-acetylated-alpha-linked acidic dipeptidase. Gene Ontology annotation, molecular function: carboxypeptidase activity. Lineage: Eukaryota; Metazoa; Chordata; Aves; Casuariiformes; Dromaiidae. The transcript has 19 exons. Bases 110 to 2365 code for a protein of 751 amino acids. The record is from RefSeq and is a predicted model, not a curated record. Gene Ontology annotation, cellular component: plasma membrane.